AUGCUGCAGCGCCUCGCGAGCGUGGCCUGCGUCGUCGCGUCCGUCGCAUUGAGCGCCUAUGCCCUUGUUCUCUUUACGUCAUACAUGGAGAACGGUCUCUUCUGGCCCGGCUUGGUCACCGCCGACACGCUGUCGCUGGUCCUGACGAUUCUCAACUAUGAGUUUACGAUCGCGGCGGCAACCAACGCGACGAGCCUCGCCGUCAACCUACUGCAGCCAAGUGUCGGCGUCGUCAACGUCGCCGACCGGCGGGGCGUCAACCCCACGGCACCGCGAUUCCUCGUGUACCAAGCACUCACGUCCAUUGAGAAUGGGAUUGACGGCUUGCGGCGUCUCGAGGCCGAGAAUGUUCUCGCGAUGCUGGCGCCGUACUGCUGGAUGGACUUUGAUCGGCGCUGGAGCUUUGCGCACACACCCAAGCGACUUAGUCGAUGCGAGGCCACCCAUACGACCAACGGCGCCGCGUAUUUCGAAGCCGUCUUGCGCAACAUUGAUCUGCAGAGUUGGCUCCUUGCUAACGAGCCAACGUUUUUCUCGUGUCUCGGCAACGGCGUUGUCGAGGCCGGCGGCGGCGCAUGGCUGGACGCCCUUCUCUCGCAUACGAUGCUCUCGCAAGCCGACGAAGCCCGCGUGUGGCGAGCUGCCGGUCUCGACUCGUUUGAACUCAUGUACGGAAAUCGUGUCCAGAUCGGGCUCGCCAACCAAAUCCAGAUUGUGAAUGCGCUCGGCGUCGUCUUUCCCUUUUACGCGGCGUCAAUCGCGGCCACCAACCGAGGCGCGUCCUGGACGUCCUCCAACUUGUACCAGAGUCUGCGCCUCGACUGGAAUGCAAUGCGAGGCAACGAAAGUCUGAUCUUGGGCAGCCGUAACUGGUACGGCAACGUCUCGGCCAGCACAUUAGAGGCGUACGCAGUCGGCUUGCCGUUGACCCGCAUCAACCAAGUGAUUCAUGACCGCGUCGGAGCGCUUGCCAACAUUGACAUGCGGUGGGUACCAGUCCCGACCGAGCUCGUCGACGCCGUCAGCGACGUGCACGGUCUCGUCGUGUCGGCGCUGCGCUCGGGCAAUGCAACGAUCGCGCGUGCCUAUGCGUCCAUCGUACCCCUCACCUUGGCCGUGGUACCGACGAAAUGGCAGGACCCAGGCUACCUCUUUCAUAUCGGAAGCUUGAUGUGUCAGUACGGGGUGCCCGUCCCUUUUGUGCAGCGCACGUUUGGCUUUGACGAUUCGUGUGGGACCGCGCUGCCGUUCUCGGUCGCAACCCAUCCGAUCAAGCUCGCGUUCGCCUUGCGCAUCUGGAUGCACACCAUGUCGCAUCAAAGCAGCAUGCGAGCCAUUUGCGCGCAAGUGCCCAGCGAUGAGCGCCGGUGCAACAUGUUGCUGACCAACACGACGCGACUGCUGUCGGCGCUACCCUCAUGGACCGUGGCGCCGUCGCUUCUACGCACCGUCAUGGCGCUCAACACGACGAAAGCGCAGUUUCUAUCGCGUCCCAACAGCACCGAAGUAGAGCUCGAGACCAUCGCGCACUUUGGCGAAGGCUACGAGCUCUUUGCGUGGAUGGUCAUGUACGACUGGGCCAUCGGUCUCCGCGAGGUCGUGACCUUCGAAGGCGACGUGUCCACGCUGCGCGUGUCAUCCUACGCGUACGCCCCAUUGGCCAACCCGACGAGUUCGCUGCAGUCGAGCGUCGGGACGUACCUCAUGUCGGCAUCGUGGAUCGUCACCGUCGUGCUUGCGCUCGUUGCUGGGCUCAGCGUGGGCACCAAAUACAGUUGGCUCUUUUCGCGCAUCGCAUCAGCCGUGUGGCUCAACCGCAGCGUCCUCUUCCUUCGAAGCGUGACGGCCAGCGUGUGCUUGGCCACAUCGCCUGUCGUGACGUCGGUCGUCGGGCCGUUGCAGCACUUGGAGGCGCCGCCGCGAAGCCUCUUGACCUCGAUGGUGCUGGCCAGCGAAGCGCUCUGGUCGACAUAUGUCGCCCACGACGUGCUGAGCCCGCUAUUGCACUCGUCGUCCUAUGUGCACCUCAACACAGUGCUCGCAUGGCUGGUGCUCACGGUCAUGGAUGUGCUGGACCCUGUCUCGAUGGCGGUCACGAUUGAAAAAAACUGUGCGACAGUCAAUAUGGACUGGCAAGUCUACUGCGCCGCCGCCACCAUCACGAUUGGCUCGAGUACACGGGUCGGCGUGAUGUACGCAGUUCAGAGCCUCGUGCUGCUGCUGACACUUCUUGUCUCGGCCGUCGCGUCGAAACGCUGUCUGGCUAUCGACACGACGUCGUCUCUCUUGCUGCAUACGUCGGUGCUGGCCUUUCUGCCGCCGUCAACAAGUCGUCCGGUAACAAACCUCGACCAAGGGACGCGCAUCAUGGCCGGCCUUUUUCCCCUCGGUGCGACCACCUUUCACCUGAGUCUAUGGCGCCGCGUUCCUCUCUGGCCGAGUCUCGGGCUUUCGCCCGAGGUCUGUGUCGUUGGACCCUUCGAUGACGCGGUGGUGUCACUUGACGUCCCUGUCGCGUCGUGGCGUGACCGCGGCCGGUACCAGUCGACCUUCCUCUGUCUUGGAUUUCUCUAUGUGCUGGCAACCUUGACAAGCAACGUCCUCUACUACUCGGUGGUCGCCAAGAACCUCAGCAACGACUAUGGCUGGGCCGGCUUCAACAGCUCGGGGGCUCAAGCCUUUGUGGCCAAUGUGUUCAAUCGACAGCUCAUGCUGACAACGCACGAACCACAAUUUGUGCUCGAUGAUCCUGGCCAUGGCGACUUGAGUCAGCUCUACAACACGUCGACGACGGUCAUUCUAUGGGCCGAGUCGAGUGCCCGUCGAGAGCUGUUUGCGAAAUCGUCCUUGGACGUUGUUGUCGCGAACCUGCGGCGCAUGCACCCGUGCCGACUCCCCUGGAUGUUUACGCAGUACUGCUGGCUCGACUUGAACAAGAAUUGGGAGAUGGCGGUCACAGCGUCUCGCCAAGCGCGGUGUGCAACGAACAUGAUGUCCAAUGGCGCCCUGUACCUCGAAACGGGUCUGCGAAACCUCAACAACUGGACGACGUGGGACACUUGCUGGGGCGAUUCCUGGCAGAUUGGCUUUGUAAAGCACUUGGAAACCUCCCGCGAAGGACAGACGUGGCUGGACAGCAUUCAAAAAAGCAACACGCUCUCCAUCGAGGACGAAGUACGUGUCUGGGAAUCCCUUGGAAUCUCGACCUUUGCGCUGCAGUGGCAAAACUACAAGACGCCAGGCAUGGACGACAGCAUUCUAAUUCAAAGUGCACUGGGAAUGACGUACCCACUCCAGCUCAGUCAAUCGGUGGCGAGUGUUCACACAAGUCAGCAAACGUCAUUUAAAAUGUACUGGUCGCUGGCCAGCGAUCUCUGGGCGAUCGCCACCAACACCACUGGCAUCACGGGUGCCAGUCUGCUGCGGGGAAGCUCCCUCUUUGCGUUUGCCAACAUAUCGACGACUUCCGUGCUCGUGCAAAAUAGCACGCUGCAAGCACCGCUCUCCGCGGGGUUUUCCCUCCUUGCAAGCACGAUCGGGCCGUUUGGCGCGAUUGAUUUGGUGUACGUCGCGCCACCGCCCCGUCUCUUGUCGUAUGUCUCCAGCGUCGUCCGCAACCUCACGCACCUCUUGGUCACGAACUUGGACGCACAGCGCGCAUUCCACGCGCUUUCCAUGCCCGUGCGGUACGCACCAGUGCCGGCUUUGGUUUUUGCACUCGCGAACACGAGCUUCGUCGGCGGCAACAUCUUGUGCGGCGACGACAGCACGACCUACUUCAACGGCAAUGCGACACCUUUUGGCUCGGAGGUCGACGCGGUGGCGGCCGACGUGAGAGCCACUGGAGUCGGGCUUGUACAGUUUCUUGUCACCUCGGGCGUGACGUCGCUGCGUCACUUUGCCCUUUUGGACCCAAGUGACCGCGCUUACAUGUACUAUGGAUGGUGCUACCUCUUCAAGUGGGCACUUGGCGAGCGCGAAGUCAUUUCGUUGGUCGGUGAUCAUGGACAAAUGACGGUUCUCUCCGGCAUGUCGCUGCCGCUGGCGAUGGUACCAGACCCGAACGCGAUACCGCUCAGCUUUGCACUGCUGACCCAGUACUGCGUCCAGUACAUUUCAAUCGUGCUCAUGGCCAUCAGCAGCCUCCUUGUGGUCUCCGCCUGUUACCAUCGUGGGCGCAUGGAAGGGCUGAACCUCCUCUGCGUCAACCGCAUUGUUGGUAUGGUCUGGCUCGGCCGCCCAUUUGUGUUUUUGCGCAGUCUCUCGGCGAUCUGGCUCCUCAACACGAGCCCUCUCACGCUCGUGCAAGCGGGGGUGGGCACCUACUUUACGGCGCCGCCAUUAGCGUGGUUCAGCACGCUGCUCGCCACGUCCGAGAUGACGUGGCUCGUCUACGUCCUCAACGAUCUCUUCUCGUGUGGCACCAAAGAGUACACGUCGCAGUACGCCUCCAAGAGCUCCAAUCUCACGUGGCUCGUGAUUUUCCUCUGGACGCUGCAGUCACCGCAGCUCUACGCCGCAACGAUAGCUCGGAGUUGCUUCUACGAUGACAUGGACGCUGGCGUCCACUGCGUCUCUGGCCGCAUCGCGGUCGGGAGUCUUCGCCGCCUCGGUACGUCGGUUGGCCUCGUCCUGGCUUGCUUGGGCGGGAGCUACCUCGUUAUGCGUUGGUACGAGCCCACGCCGCGAACACUGCUGGUUCAAACGCCGCUCUUGAACGCGCAGAGCUACUACCUGCUGCGUCUGCACCGGUGGCGCGUCGACGGGGUCCAGUACAUUGACAAGACGUCGGCGAUCAUGGCCGGACUGCUUUGCACCACAUAUCGCGGCCAGCACGUCGUCUUGGACAUCAAGUCGUGGCGCAUCGUCGCAGUGCCCCUCACGGCAGCGCAGGCCCAAGAUGGCCGUCUGCGGCACGCACUGCCACUCUAUCGCGACGGCUAAUGUAGUCAAGCGUAUCGGC
This is a messenger RNA of Saprolegnia parasitica CBS 223.65, 4963 nucleotides long. RefSeq lists its product as hypothetical. Lineage: Eukaryota; Oomycota; Saprolegniomycetes; Saprolegniales; Saprolegniaceae. The transcript is spliced from 2 exons. The record is from RefSeq and is a predicted model, not a curated record. Bases 1 to 4944 code for a protein of 1647 amino acids.